Messenger RNA from Plasmodium malariae, 4068 nucleotides. It is a transcript of the gene MDR2, whose product is annotated as ABC transporter B family member 2, putative. The record is from RefSeq and is a predicted model, not a curated record. Gene Ontology annotation, molecular function: ATP hydrolysis activity; ATP binding; ABC-type transporter activity. Bases 1 to 4068 code for a protein of 1355 amino acids. Gene Ontology annotation, biological process: transmembrane transport. NCBI's taxonomy places the organism in Eukaryota, Apicomplexa, Aconoidasida, Haemosporida, Plasmodiidae. The transcript has a single exon. Gene Ontology annotation, cellular component: membrane.
AUGGAUGUAUCGAACUAUGAGUAUUUAAGAUAUCUAGGAAUUCAAAAUGAGAUAAAAAGAAGAAAAAUACAUAAAAAUUUAACUAUAUAUCACUUAAUAGAUAUUGUAAUAUUAAUAUUAUUAUUUUUUAGUUGUUAUAAAUUUAGUAUAAAAUUUUGUUAUAAAUAUGAAAAGGAAAUAUUUUAUAAUUUUUAUAAAUCGUUAAUAGAUUUAUUUUUUUUAAAUAUUACAAGAAUAGUAUAUACCAUCCUUUUACUUUUUUUUUAUUCGAGAAUAAGUAAAUUAAAUACAUUAGAAAAUGUAUAUGUGUUCUCAAGGCAUUUCACAGGGAUUCUAGCACUCACGAAUUGUAUAAAGAUGAUAAAUUUUCAUUAUAAUGUAAAUCCAGAUCAAAAUUUUUCCAAUAAUUUGUAUUUAAAUAUAGCUAGAGUGUCUAUCAUUAUAUAUAGUGUACUGUCGUCCAUAUAUUUCUACUAUUGUCAGUAUAAAUUAUAUAAUGUUAAGAAAAGAAACAUAAUAGCUGAAACGGAAUUGGAAAGAAUUUUACUCAGAGAUAUAAAAUCCAAGAAGUACAAAUUGUUCAAUGGGGAACUAAGAAGUGACAUACUAGAUACAGAUUGUAGUACCUUAAAUAAUGAUACAAUACCAAUAGACUAUAAAAAUAUUACAGAUUUUAAUUUAUCGUAUAGUAAGUUAAAAAACUCAGAUGAAGUAUUUAAGAAUGUAAAAAGAUGUAGAAGAUGGUACAGAAAGAAAUCUACUCAGAUAGCGGACAAUGUAAUUGGAGGAAAAAACAUAAAUGAAGCUUUGCUUAAAAAAAAAAAAAAAAAUUAUUCCCAUGAAAAUAAUGAUGAAGAUUGUGCUUCUUUUAAUGCUAAUAUAAAUUAUUUAGAAAAUAAAUUAACAUACAAAGAGUUUAAGAAUAUUUUGUUACCCUAUUUAUGGCCUAGUAGAAGAGUAGAUUUAAAAGGAAACAGUUUAACGUUGCGAACUUAUAUAGUGUUCAUAAUUUUAUUUAUCAUUUUAUCAAAAAUUUUUAGUGUAAUUUCUCCCAUAUAUCUUGGUAUAGCAUCAAAUGAGGUUUUAAAAAAAAAUAUGACAAAUUCUAUUUAUUUUUUGGCAUUAUAUGUAACCUUUUUUUUUAUAUCCAAAUUUUUGAAGGAAAUGUGUGGGAUAUUAUAUUCACAAGUACAGCAGUCUGCAUUUAUCGAAUUACAAGAAUCAAUAUUUCAAAGUUUUCAUAAUUUAUCGUAUGAAUGGUUUUCAACAAAAAAUGUUGGAGGUAUAAUGAGAAUAGUUGAUAGAGGCACUGAAAGUGCUAACAGUUUAAUGAAUUCUUUAUUAAUGUAUAUCAUACCAGCAACAAUAGAAGGAGUUGUAACAUGUGUUAUAUUUGUAUUUAAAUAUAAGAAUAGUCUCUUAGGUAGUGUACUUUUUAUCGGUUUAACAUUAUAUAUAUAUGCUACAAUAAAAAUAACAAAAUGGAGAAAAAAAAUUCGAAGUAAAGCAAAUAAAAUGGAUAAUGUAUAUCAUGAUAUAGCACAUGAUUCUUUGACAAACUAUGAGAAUGUAAAAUAUUUUAGUAAUGAAAAUUUUGAAAUAAAACGAUUUUGUAAUGCUUUGUCAAACUAUAAUAGAUAUAACCUUAAAAUUUUGAACAGUUUAGGUAUUUUGAAUAGUAUUCAACAAUUUAUAUUAAAUAGUACUCUAUUCUUUACCUUAUUAUGUGUUAUAUAUAUGAUAAUAAAAGAUGGAGCAGAUAGUGGAACAUUUAUAAGUGUUGUUGUAUAUACAUCCAAUGUAUUUGCCCCGUUAAGUAUAUUAGGUACUCUCUAUGCAAACAUAGUAAAAUCAUUUACAGAUAUUAGUGACCUUACAGACAUUUUGAGAGAAAAAAUUGAUAUGUCUGAUGACUCUGGAUUAGAACCAUUUGCACUGACAUCUCAUGAGAAGAAGUUUGGUGUGAGUAUUCAAUUUAUUGAUGUUAAUUUUAUUUACCCUUCUCAACCAUUACACAUGUCUUUAAAGGAUAUUAAUAUUUAUAUACAACCAGGUACAACAUGUGCUAUUGUUGGUCAUACAGGUUCAGGAAAAACUACCAUUUCGAAAUUGUUAUAUCGUUUUUAUGAUGCAGAAGGAGAAAUCAAGAUAGGUGGUAGGAAUGUAUGUGAUUAUACUAGAAAUUCUAUUAGAAAUGUAAUAGGUAUAGUACCACAAGAUACUAUUUUAUUUAAUGAAACUAUAAGGUAUAAUAUUUUAUAUGGUAAAUUAGAUGCAACUGAAGAACAAUUAAUACAAGCGGUGAAAUCUGCACAGUUAUAUGAUUUUAUUGAAUCACUACCAAAAAAGUGGGAAACACUAGUGGGAGACAAAGGUGUUAAGUUAUCAGGAGGAGAAAGACAAAGAAUCGCUAUUGCUAGAUGUUUAUUAAAAGAUCCAAAAAUUGUUAUAUUUGAUGAAGCUACUAGUUCCUUAGAUUCAAGAACAGAAUUUUUAUUUCAAAAAGCGGUAGAAGAUUUAAGAAAAAAUAGAACAUUAAUAAUUAUUGCGCAUAGACUUAGUACCAUUUCUUCAUCGGAAUUAAUUAUAUUAUUAAAUAAAGGAAGAAUUAUAGAGAGAGGGACGCAUCAAUAUUUGUUAAAACUCAAUGGUGAAUAUACAGAGAUGUGGAACAUGCAAUCACGAUCAAAUGAUUUAUACACAGAUAAUACUUCUUCAUGUAAUGAUGAAAAUAAAAGUCUACCACGUACUAAGAAAACAACAAAUUCUUCUAAAAAUGAUUUAAUGACUAGCUGUAGAUCUGGCAGUGCACAAAAUAGUGUCUCAGGUAGUGACGCAAAUAACAAUUAUUUUGAUCAUAGUAGUAAUAAGGGCGUCUGUGGUAGUAGCAGUAAGGACAUCUGUGGUAGUAGCGGUAAGGAAAUCUGUGGUAGUAGCGGUAAGGAAAUCUGUGGUAAUAGCAGUAAGGACCUCUGUGGUAGUAGUAGUAAAGGAGGAGAAGAGGGUGGAAAAAGUGCCAAGAAUAGCAGUAGUACGAGCAGUGUUGUUAAAAGCAGGAGCAGUGCAUAUAGCGGCCACGGCGUUCAUAAUAUACACAAGAUGCAAAACGGCAGAGGUAUGCGCAAUUACAACCAUAGUGCAUAUGACAGCUACAAUGUUAACACGAACAGUAAUGAAAAUAGUGUGUACCGCGCUGGUAACAAAAAGGAAAAGGAAAAGGAUAAAGAUAGUGAUCACAGUGGUGAUAGCAGCGGUAAUAGCAAUGACAAUAGCAAUGAAAAUAGUAAUGACAAUAGUAAUGAUAAUAACAAUGACAAUAACAAUAACAAUAGUAAUGAUAAUAACAAUGACAAUAACAAUGACAAUAGUAAUGAUAAUAACAAUGACAAUAACAAUGACAAUAACAAUGACAAUAACAAUGACAAUAACAAUAACAAUGAAGGCAACGAUAGCUAUAAUGAUAGCUAUAACGAUAGCUUACGUGGAGAUAGCGGUGUUAACAGCGGUAGGAGCGACAACAAGGAUAUGACUUAUGAAGACAAGUAUGGCGACAAGAUUGACGCCAAUAGUGAACAUAAGGAUAGAGGUAAUGACUUUAGAAACAGUAGCACUAGUAGCAACAAUGAAAGUAGUAGCAACAAUAAUAUGAACGAUAGCCUUAGUGGAAAUAAUAUUGGAUACAGUAAUAUAUAUAACAGUAAUUAUAGCGCUAAGGAUGUAGAGGGUAAGAGUAACCAUGGUGAGAAUACCAUAGACGAGCAGGCGAGAGACAACAAUCUUAGCGCCAGUGAUCCUAUCGGAAAUGACAUUAGCGGCAAUAACAUUAGCGGCAAUAACAUUAACAGCAGUAACAAUAACAGCAGUAACAAUAACAGCAGUAACAAUAACAGCAGUAACAAUAACAAUAUCAAUAACAAUUAUAAUACUCGCUAUAGCAGCGUAGAUGAUGAUUACGGGUAUAACAGCAACAGCAACUAUAAUGGGAAUGAUGUCAGAUACAACCUGGGGAGUAGUACGAAUGAUAACAACGUUAAUAAUAAUGAUCGAGACGAGGACAAUUAUUACUGA